AACCGUUGGUUUAUUUAAGCCGACAACAAACGGUCACAUUACCGCUUUCCGAGUAAAUAAAAGAGACCAUGACGACUGCCUUUGAUGCUGCACACACGGAGGGCCCCGGAUUCGUGGGCAUUCGGUUCUGUCAGGAGUGCAACAACAUGUUGUACCCAAAGGAGGACAAGGAGAACAAGAUCCUACUGUACGCCUGCCGGAACUGCGACUACAAACAGGAAGCGGACUCCAACUGCAUCUACGUGAACAAGAUCAUGCACGAAAUCGACGAGCUGACGCACAUUGUGCCGGAUGUGAUAUCCGACCCCACGCUGCCGCGCACCGAAGACCACGCCUGUCCCAAGUGCUCCCACCGGGAGGCGGUCUUCUUCCAGGCGCAAACACGUCGCGCCGAAGAGGAAAUGCGACUGUACUACGUGUGCACCAACCAGAACUGCACCCACCGGUGGACGGAGUAGAAGCAGAUGUGCUAUACGCCUCUAAUUGUAGCCCUAAGUAAUCAAACCAAUAUGAAGACACUUUGCAAUCACAAAUUAAAUAUUCCCACAUGGUCAUGCCGCAAAAA
Molecule: messenger RNA, 565 nt
Organism: Drosophila subpulchrella
Lineage: Eukaryota; Metazoa; Arthropoda; Insecta; Diptera; Drosophilidae
Gene: RpII15
Product: DNA-directed RNA polymerase II subunit RPB9
Exons: 2
Coding region: 69-458 (129 amino acids)
Biological process (GO): transcription initiation at RNA polymerase II promoter; transcription-coupled nucleotide-excision repair; maintenance of transcriptional fidelity during transcription elongation by RNA polymerase II
Cellular component (GO): RNA polymerase II, core complex
Molecular function (GO): zinc ion binding; nucleic acid binding; DNA-directed RNA polymerase activity
Source: RefSeq, a predicted model, not a curated record